AUGUUUCAUUGCAUCCCGCUGUGGCGGUGCAACCGUCAUGUGGAGAUUAUCGAUAAGCGCCACUGCUCGCUGGCCGCCGUGCCUGAGGAAAUUUACCGCUACAGCCGCAGUUUGGAAGAGCUCCUGCUGGACGCCAACCAGCUCCGCGAGCUGCCCAAGCCUUUCUUUCAGCUCAUAAAGUUACGAAAACUUGGACUUAGUGAUAAUGAAAUUCAGCGACUUCCUCCAGAGAUCGCAAACUUCAUGCAGUUGGUAGAACUUGAUUUGUCUCGAAAUGAUAUUCCUGAAAUACCUGAAAGUAUCUCUUUUUGCAAAUCAUUACAGGUAGCAGACUUCAGUGGUAAUCCCCUCACCAGAUUGCCUGAAAGCUUUCCUGAACUGCAGAAUCUAACAUGUCUAUCCGUGAAUGAUGUCUCUCUGCAAGCAUUGCCUGAAAAUAUUGGAAAUCUAUAUAACCUGGCAUCGCUGGAAUUAAGAGAGAAUCUACUGACAUAUUUACCUGAGUCAGUUGCCCAGCUGCAGAGACUAGAAGAGUUGGACCUAGGGAACAAUGAACUUUAUAAUUUGCCAGACACUAUAGGUGCACUUUAUAAUCUUAAAGACCUCUGGCUGGAUGGAAACCAGCUCGUAGAAUUACCUCAGGAAAUAGGAAGCCUGAAAAACCUGCUAUGUCUGGAUAUCUCUGAAAACAAACUGGAAAAACUCCCUGAAGAGAUAAGUGGUCUGACAUCUUUGACUGACCUGCUCAUCUCUCAGAAUCUUCUUGAGGUGCUACCAGAUGGUGUAGGAAAGUUAAAAAAGCUAUCCAUCUUGAAGGUCGACCAGAACCGGCUUGUUCAGUUAACAGAAGCGGUAGGAGACUGUGAAAGCCUUACUGAAUUAGUUCUCACAGAAAACCAGCUGCUAACUUUGCCGAAGACCAUUGGAAGGCUAAAGAAGCUGAAUAUACUGAAUGUUGACAGGAACAAACUAGUAUCUUUACCCAAAGAGAUUGGUGGAUGUUGCAAUCUAAAUGUUUUUUCAGUACGAGACAACCGGUUAUCUAGGAUUCCUCCUGAAUUAUCCCAAGCCACAGAACUUCACGUCCUAGAUGUAGCUGGAAACAGGUUGCUACAUCUUCCCAUGUCACUCACUAGCUUGAAGCUGAAAGCACUGUGGCUGUCUGAUAACCAGUCCCAGCCUCUGCUGACAUUCCAGACAGACACAGAUCCCGAAAUAGGAGAAAAGAUUUUAACAUGUGUUUUACUUCCUCAAAUGCCUUCUGAGCCUGGUUGCCAAGAGAACCUGCCCCGUUGUGGUGCACUGGAGAGCUUGGUAAAUGAAAUGUCAGAUGAAACAUGGAAUGAACGGGCAGUAAACAGAGUCAGUGCAAUCCGCUUUUUAGAAGAUGAAAAAGAUGAAGAGGAUAAUGAAAUGAGGACACUUCUAAGGCGAGCCACUCCUCACCCUGGGGAAUUAAAGAACAUGAAAAAGACAGUGGAAAAUUUACGGAAUGAUAUGAAUGCUGCUAAAGGACUGGAUUCAAACAAAAAUGAGGUCAAUAAUGCCAAUGACAGAGUGACCACUUCUGUGUAGAGACUCGCGUCCUCCAGAUUUUUGCCUCCUGUGUCUUCCCCCUGCUGUUGAAUCGUUACUGUUGCAUCCUGGGAUAUCAUUCAAUCAACUUUCAUGUGUUUAACCAGAAAUCCGAUCUGACUCAUCUCGUCCUUGUGUCAUUUCUUUGGAGGGUGCUUCUCAUUGGAAGAAAAGUGCCUUAUUUCAGUCCAAGCAUUUGAACGCAGAGGGCGCAGUGCACUGAGAAAUGCCUCCCACGGUCUUGUGCUUUGCUUGCACAGCUCCUGUUUGUUGGCUGGUGAAUUAUUCCCAUAAUUUCCAGUGUUGUCAUUUUAAUAGAUUUUAAGCUUUCUGUUUCUUUUCUUUCUUUUUUCUUUUUGGAACAAGGAAAACACACUAUUUUGGAAUCAUGCGUCUCAUAACACGGGAUUUUUCUGUUGGGUGGGGUUUUAUUUUUGUCCUCUUUUUUUUGGCCUUUUAAAGGGCUGGGGUAUUUAUAUUGCCCGCUUUGACGUACAAUUAAAAAUAGUUUAUCGAGAACUGAUAAGUUUUUACCUCUUUGGCAGCUCAGAUGGUGUAAAUUUUAUAACUUUGUAUAGGAAUUUCUUAGCAAACGUUGUAUUUCAUUUUUUAAAGAAAUUUAAAUGGUACAUUUUACUAUUUGUGCAAGAGGAAUUCCAUGGAUAUUCAUGUUUGUUGUAUCUUACAUGUGCCUUAAUGCAACCCAUAUCAGAUUAAACAAAAAAUAAGGAACAGUGAGAUUAGUUUAAAUAAGGUAUCUCUUUAGAUAUGCUGUUUUGCAAACAAUUAGCAUUUAAUUUCCCUUUGCAAACCUAUUUUUAAAUUACCUUCAUUCUAUCAUCAUGAUGAUGCUAGAGUUUAAAUAGCCACUGCCUUAUGAUGUGCACUGACACACUUUUUUAAAAAAAUGUUCAUAAAGAAAUCAUGUUGGCUGCUGAAACAUUUGUAGUUACUAAAUUUCAGGUGCCCACUUUUAAAUGUGCCAUUUGUAAACCAUUUUAAAACGGAACAAAAUGCACAACAGCAGGUUCAUAAGUUGUGAAAAUGAAUGUUAUAUACUAUACAGGCAUGAUAUUUUCAGAUCUACUUGGAAGGUUUUAUAUCUCUAUAAAACCUAAUAAAACACUAAAAAGUCUUAGUGAUUCAGUAACCUUUUUAUUCUAGUACUAAAACUACUACUAAAAAGGAUGUGUAUUAAUUUGAGUUAUAUGUCAUACUAUCCACUGUUCAGUGCUGACCCCUAAAACGAUUGCUCAGAUUUAUUUUGAAAUAUACUGUAAAUUCCUGAGGCUGAUACCCACUGUUUAUUUGCUGGAUAAAUAGACUCAAAUAAAACAGAUGUUGCUUUACAAGGUAGCUUUGUUAGUUGCUGCAGGCUGGCCAAAGAAUGGAUAAGGAGACAGUUCAGCAUCCAGACAAAUGUGAAUUAUUUCAGAAAAACUCACUUUGUGUCCUCGUUGUGCCAAAUGAAAACAUACCCAUGGUUGCUUAAUGGAUUGCACAGGCAGAUGGGAAAUCUUCAAAGCAUAUAAUACAGCAUUUUACGAGCCUGAAACCAACCAAAUUACUUUUGUGAAUUAACUGUAUGUUUCUGAGCAUGCUGUCCCCCUCUGGAACUCUUAUUUACAUACUAUGAGAUCAUAAGGGCUGUGGGGGGAGGGGGUUGGAGUGCAUCUGUCUGAGUGUGUGCUGUAACAGAGUGUAAUUGCAAUUUGGGGUGGAAACAGAAAACUCUUAGUUUCUUAAUAUGGAUUAUCAUUGUGUUUUUCCCUGUCCCGUCAUCACCUCAGAAGCAAUAGAAGAAGGGAGGUUACCAGGGGGAACCCAAACUUCACAUUUUUCUAUGGAUGUUUUUGUCUGUAAAGCAUCUGUUUUGACAUGCAUGUAAAUAUAUUAAGGAAAAGACUGUGUAGGUGGAUUAUUGUUACAAAAGCAUCUGUGAAAAGAUCUGCUUGUUCUUAAUGCACCGUGUGUUCUUCAGGAAAAGCAGCUUUGGACUAUUAUGGCUGUGAAGGAUGCCCCCCAGAAACACUUAGCUCCUUCUUCAGCUUUUCCUCAUUACAUUUACAGUAAAACUCAUGACUGCACCAUAGGCUAGAUCUGGAGCUUUGCCAACUUUUGUUGUGUGUAAGGGUUUUAUUUUAAGUGGGCCUUGCAGGGAGCCUCUCCAGAGAGUUCAGAAAGAAACAGUUUAUAAAGUAGAUGAAAGUAGAUGAAGAAAGUGAUACAGCAUUGUGCAAAUUUUAGAAAAACGCCUUUUCCACACCUGAGUUGGAGUCGGAACACUAGGGGAGUCUCACUCAAAGUUUUCAGCUGGUCUGUAAUAACUGUGUUAAGGGGUGAUUUUAUGAUGCAUGUAUAUUCCUUGUGUUACCACUUGGUUCCUCAACACUUGAAGAAUAGCAGCCGAAGUGGUGCAUUGACUACAUAAGUACUUGUUUGGUUAAGAUAAAUUGUGGUAGUUCACAGAACAGAAAGUUCUCCAUCCUUUCCUUCCAGCAGCCAUUGUUCGGGGUGGGGUGGGGGGGACUUGAUCCUUCAGAGAGACUUGGGGCAGGGAAUGCAGCUAGCUGCAGAGUGGAGGAAGGGGUGGAAAGCUUCUAAACUUCCUUAGGUUAACAUAUCUUAAGUCAAGCCAUUGUGUUUGAUGGAGUAUGGACAUUAGACUUGAAGAGAUCCAGGUAGCUUGCAUUUUGAUCCCUGCAAAAUUAAGAAAUGAUCAUGUUUGUGUGAGCCGUCCCUGCCAAGAAAAGGGUCAUUUUUGUACCUGGUGAACAUGGUUGUUUAGUGGUUCAAUCCUGCAGUGUGUGGGCAAAACAUACAUUAAAUUCUUUGUCUCUCCAGGUGUUGUUUAUAAUUUGUUUGGUUAAUCUUUGCUUAUAAUGUACAUUGCUCUGACAUAAACUUUGGUUUCUGUUUUCAAA
Molecule: messenger RNA, 4499 nt
Organism: Varanus komodoensis (Komodo dragon)
Lineage: Eukaryota; Metazoa; Chordata; Lepidosauria; Squamata; Varanidae
Gene: LRRC1
Product: leucine rich repeat containing 1
Exons: 14
Coding region: 1-1575 (524 amino acids)
Biological process (GO): neurotransmitter receptor transport postsynaptic membrane to endosome; neurotransmitter receptor transport, endosome to postsynaptic membrane
Cellular component (GO): adherens junction; postsynaptic density; postsynaptic membrane
Molecular function (GO): protein binding
Source: RefSeq, a predicted model, not a curated record